GCUUUAGACGUUCCUAGUUGCUGUUGAGAGAACUUAAACGAAUGAAAGCAAGUGAAGGCUCUUUAUGUCGAUGAGUUGGUUUGGCUUUGGUUUCAAUGGAUUUGGUCAGAUAAGGCCGUGGGAUGUGAGUGGACAGGUGUCGUGUAAAGUGAACAAACCUGUCCUGAUCUCAGAUGUGUUCAGAUCACACUGCAGAGUCAGAGCCAGCUGGAGCUCCAGAGCUGAUGUGCAUCACACUGACUGUGGCAGUCAUGUGUGCGUGUCCGGCUCAUCACAAGAGCUCUGCGCGGGUAUUGAGAGUCAGGGCUGCACGGACGCUCUCAUCGGUGAAAGAUAUCUGACGCUCAGCUUCACAGGCAAAGUGGAAUGCUGGGAAAUCCGGCAGCCACAAAACAAGCUCGUGUGGAAGAGCGAGCAAGAGCUCUCCGAUAGUACCGUUUCGCUGCCGUUGGUGUCAGGGGGGUACAUCGUGGCCAGACCUCCUUUCUUCCGUCCUCUCUGCUCUAAACUCUGCGCCGUGAGCCUGGCGUUGGGCUCUGAACACGCUGUGCUGCUGACGUCGGACGGGUCCGUGUAUUCCUGGGGAUCCGGAAGUCACGGUCAGCUGGGUCACGGCGCUCUGACGUCUCAGGAGGAUCCUCAGGUGCUGGAGGCUCUGUGGGGCGUCCCGGUCAGAGCGGUGUCUGCUGGGAACUGGCACUCCGCUGCCGUCAGCGUUGGUGGGGACCUGUACAUGUGGGGAUGGAAUGAAAGCGGGCAGCUCGGUCUGCCAUCUAGAGGCCUGGAGGAGCAAAGGCUCAAAGGAAAAAGCGGAAACGCUGAGCAGCCCACGAAGGAAAAUGAAAAGAAGGAAGCGGAUGUGUUUAUUUCUAUUCAAGCGUUCCCAGCUCUAGUAGACAUCUCUAAUGUGUCAGAGGUGGUCCGGAUCAGCUGUGGAUCCCGUCAUACGGCGGCCGUCAGCGGUACGGGGGAUCUCUACACCUGGGGGUGGGGCCGUUACGGACAGCUGGGACACGGCGCUGAAAAUAGCACCGAUGAGCCUACGCUGGUGGACUACUUCCCGAGCCAUCGGAUGCGUGUUAAAGAUGUUGUUUGUGGGUUAUGGAACACGUUUGCGUCCGCUGUGCCAAAAGAACAACCUCCGUCCUGACCGGAAACAGAGUGUCCUAUAAAUACAGGACGCUGCGUUAAUGAAGAUCAAAGGCGCAGGUGAAUCAUCCGGACCGGAAAGCGUCUCCCGUUCUGUGUAAACUUCACAGCACAAUCUUGAAUGAACUGCAAAAGAACAUGCUCGGUCAAUGAGGAGAGUCUUCAAGUCUUCUUAGGACGUUCACACUUAUCUGAUUGAGAGUUGUAAUUACGAUGUAAUUUUGGUCUGAAUAAAUUAGUAAUUUUU
Puntigrus tetrazona (Sumatra barb) is the source of this 1396-nucleotide messenger RNA. RefSeq names its product RCC1 domain-containing protein 1 (gene rccd1). Bases 65 to 1150 code for a protein of 361 amino acids. Lineage: Eukaryota; Metazoa; Chordata; Actinopteri; Cypriniformes; Cyprinidae. The record is from RefSeq and is a predicted model, not a curated record. The transcript has 9 exons.